UGCGGUUCAUAUAUCGGAUGUUUUUAUUUUAAUUUUAAAGUAGUCCUGUGCAAAAUUUUAAUCUCCUCGGUAUAAGGAUUCUGGCAUGUAUAUGUCAUAAAUUUUAAAUUUUCACAUAUUCCUGACUUAAGAAUUUGCUAUUAGUGAAAUUAGUGAAAUGAAAAUGUUGUUAAAUUGAAAAUUGAAUACAAAUUUUAUAACCUUGAAAUCUACGUUUUUUCUUUUGUUUUGUUAAAUUAUCGGUCCAGUACAUUUCGGUCAAUAUUUAAAAAAAAAAAUAAUUACAAGAAAUUGUAUCAUUUACACUUUGAAAGUGUAUAUAAAAAUCAUUAUUUUUAAAGGUUCAUUUCUAUUGGUAAAGUAGAAAUAACCAAAAAAAGGAUUAUUUUGUGUGUUUUGAACAACAAAAACAAUAAAAAAGAAAAUCUAUGCCAGGCUUCCAUUUAAAUGAAAUUGGCGAAAUGGUUUUAGAUGAGGUUGAUGAUGUUGGUGUGGUUGAUGUUUAUGAUUUAGCAUCGGAUAUUGGUAAAGAAUGUGAAAAAAUUAUUGACCAUUUUGGUCCUGAAGCAGUAACUGGUCUAAUGCCACGGGUUAUAAAUGCAUUAGAAUUAUUGGAAGCACUUGCAACUAAAAAUGAAAAAGAAAAUGCUACUAUACAGGAACUUACUGAUCGGAUAACUCAAUUAGAAAGUGAAAAAUUGGAAAAGGCUGAAUUUCGAAAGAGAUUUGAAAAGUUAAACAUUUACAAUAAACAUAUUAGAAGAAAUAUACUUGCUUACAUACUUACAUGUAUCUACAUUAUGUAUACUUAAUAUAGUUUCUUUAUAUAUGAAAAUUUAAAUUGGAAAAUAUACAUAUACUACU
Molecule: messenger RNA, 864 nt
Organism: Condylostylus longicornis
Lineage: Eukaryota; Metazoa; Arthropoda; Insecta; Diptera; Dolichopodidae
Product: RILP-like protein homolog
Exons: 2
Coding region: 429-812 (127 amino acids)
Source: RefSeq, a predicted model, not a curated record